UGACGUGAUAAAGGGUAACACUAAAACGCGAAUGGUGUAACGUGAAGAUGGACAGAUUAAAUAUGAAUAUGCUAUAUAUGGUCAUCACGAAGACGGACACACAUUUAUGACUCAGAGAUUACUUAACUAGAUUUGUCUGUUAUAUUAUGAUUUAUAAAAGUUAUAAUUUAACUGACAUUGGAAGAUAUGGAUUUCAAAUAUGCUUAUAUUUGCUUAUUUGUGUGUAGUUUAUAUAAAUUUGGACAAACUGAAAUAGCCUGUGGGCACCUCAAGGUCGUGUAUGAAUACAAAGCGAACUCAGUUGAUUGCAGAAUUCGUUUAUACCCGAGUAACGAACUCAAACCUUUCAUUGAAGAAUCUCACCACUACCGAUGGAUAGUAACCAGAAAUAUUUCAUCGUCUACAGUAUCAGAAAUAAUUCUUCAGAAAAACAGCGAUACAUUCAAAUACAACAAAACGAAGUACAACGAAGAAGACUAUACGUUGCUUAUUCGUAAUUUGAACCCUCUUGAUGUUGGGCGAUAUGAAGUCGAGUGCUGGACAAGACAAAACAUUUUUUACAAUAGUGACAAAGUCAUGGUCAUAUUACCCGAACCACCGACACACACGCCAGGUUCGAAGCCCACAGCGUCUUCAUUAGUAGCAGAUUCAGGUAUUGGAAGCACUGCCAUAAUUGUGACCUCAAUCUGUGCUGUUGUCAUAGUGGCGAUUAUUUCUGGGAUUGUUUACCUCGUAUUUUGUAAACAACGCGGAGGAAAUCAAGGGACCAAACGCUUAGUUAGUGACGAAGGAACAUCAGCAACUGGUCAAGAACACCAUGUAUGCCACGAAGACCCUUUAUCUAUGUAUAAUGAAAUUGACACUGGCGAAUUGGUUUUAGACUAUGCGAAAGUAGAGAAGAUGCAAGUGAAUCCCGUUCAUGGACUAUCAAAAGAGAUGUUUGUUGCUUCACAACAGUUUCAUACAGGGGUUGCUAUAGCGUCAGAUGAAGGCGAGUACGAUUUAGUAAACGUAAAUGACGCAUUUGUUGGCGAAACAGACAACGUUGAAGUUGAGUAUGCAGACAUUCUUGUCGACCUUCCAGAUACUGCAGUUAAAGCCAUCGAAGCUGAAGAGGAAAACAAUUACGAAUAUGUUAAAACGGCAACUCGUGAUGAAACUAUUCUAAAUAUUCAUGACAGCAAGAAAGAUACUGUUGAAAAUGAAACAAAAGACAUGAACUUGGAUGCACAAGAUAAAAACAUUAAUGCUGAUGUCUACGCAAAGGUUUCCAAAAAUAAUUCAAACAAUGAAGAGAUAAUCAAGAUUGGAAACUGUGAUACUGAAAAGCUCUACAACAUGGACUACUCCAUACAGUUUCCUAGAAUAAACUGCUCGGAGAUAACAAUGUCCCUGGAUGAAGACAGAACUGACCAGCAAGCCGAGCAAUGCCAGGAACCAGUCAUGUACUCUAACCUCGUACCCCGCCCGCACAGAGAUAAGACACGUGCCAGCCGAGCAAGCCGUAGAGAACUUCAGUACGCUGUUUUAGACUUACCUGAUCAGGAUUUAGAGUCGGAUGUAGACAAGGAAAAAGAGUUAAUUAUUCAUGCAAAGUUUCAACCGUGUCAUUACGAUGCCAUUGACUUUGAUAGAAAAGCUUUCAUCCCUCCAAUUAGAAAAGCUCCAUCGUCUUGGUACAGACGGAAAAAGCAAAAAGGGAAAACGAUGAGAUAAAUGGACAUUUAUCUCAUUAAACUUGUGAAAUGGACUUUUUACUUUGACUUUUGAAAUGCUCAAAUUCAAAAUGUAAAAACUGAACUGUGUAGAGAGUCUGCUUGGAUUGUACGGAAAGGUAGAGCAUGGCUCUGAUUGCAGUAUAUAAACAAACUGUUAUCAAUUAUUAUAGCGAGAGGCUUUUUGAGGGAUGGAAUAACUUGUUUCAGAGAAAUAUCUUUAUAACUGAGACUAAUUGCGAUCAAAGUUAAUUGAGAGGCGUUGCGAAAUGAAGAGUAAAUACUGACAGUAGUAUGACAGGGGCGAGAAGAGAAAGGUUUUGCUAAAAAUAGAGGAAACAAAGAAUCCCCAAAGAAAGCCCAACACGGCAAAUUGAAAAUGUUUGAGACUCGGUUUGAUUGAAUAGAGAAAAUAAGAAUCCCUAAAGAGUUAAAUUAUUUAUUGAAACAAUAAAGAGGAAAACACAAGUUGUUUAGUCAUGCAAAAUCAAAUAUGUUUAAACAUGAAAAUGAAAAAAAAAAGUUUAUAAUUACUCUAAAUUAUUAAUAAUUGAAGAAGUAAAAUCCAGCAAUAAUUUAUCAUUUAUAAUGAAUAAUUUAUGCGUACAUGUAUUAACAAUGUUUUAUUUAUGCAAAGUCAUCAAUGAUUAAAUGUGACUUCAUCAAAAUUUGGUCAUGGUUAUGCAUUAUGAAUCAAUUUUGAAUUAAUUCAUUAGUGUUUUCUUAAUUAUUUAUAUCACUUCGUAUGAUUGUGUAAGAUUGUUUUCAGUUAGCAUGUAUUAUGCAAAAUAUAAUGGAACUUCCUUUUAUUGUAAGCGUAUAUACUGUUUACAGAAAUGGGGACUAUUUUUUACAUAUACACAUGUAUUUGUUGUGUGAUAUUGUACACUUUCUUGACGAAUAAACUUUGUGUCGAUGACUG
Ruditapes philippinarum (Manila clam) is the source of this 2637-nucleotide messenger RNA. RefSeq lists its product as uncharacterized. The record is from RefSeq and is a predicted model, not a curated record. Bases 187 to 1716 code for a protein of 509 amino acids. The transcript is spliced from 7 exons. NCBI's taxonomy places the organism in Eukaryota, Metazoa, Mollusca, Bivalvia, Venerida, Veneridae.